UGUAUCCGUGUUUCCCUUUCGCUAGCCUUUUCCGCUUCCUCUAUCCAACUUUCAGCCUUCGAAAUGGCAAAGAGAACAAGAAAGGUUGGCAUUACUGGAAAAUAUGGUACCAGAUAUGGUGCUUCACUGAGGAAGACCAUCAAAAAGAUGGAAAUUGAACAGCAUGCCAAGUACACAUGUCAAUUUUGUGGAAAGGAUAGUAUGAAAAGAAGAGCUGUAGGAAUCUGGCACUGCACCAAGUGUAUGAAGACUGUUGCAGGAGGUGCUUGGAUAUACAGUACAAAUGCUGCAGCCACAGUAAGAAGUGCAGUUAGACGUCUGAGGGAAAUGAAGGAACUUUGAAGUGUCAAAAAUAAAAUUUAAAAAACCA
Messenger RNA from Mytilus californianus (California mussel), 370 nucleotides. RefSeq names its product 60S ribosomal protein L37a. Gene Ontology annotation, molecular function: structural constituent of ribosome. Bases 64 to 342 code for a protein of 92 amino acids. Lineage: Eukaryota; Metazoa; Mollusca; Bivalvia; Mytilida; Mytilidae. Gene Ontology annotation, cellular component: ribosome. Gene Ontology annotation, biological process: translation. The transcript has 4 exons. The record is from RefSeq and is a predicted model, not a curated record.